UUAAUUCACAGGUAGUUGCACGGAUCAUCACAUGGAUUAUGUUUACUUGGAUUAUUUUUGGAUUAGUGACUUUUUCACAUGGAGUCGAAAAGUUAUCAAACUUAGAAAGUUGCGCACUUGGUUUUUGUCCCCAAAAGAAAUACGCAAAAACAAUUCACUACGCAUUGAUAGCAGAUGUAAAAAUUAAUGAAAGUGCUAUAAUUUCGACCAUAACUAACAAGACAGCUGAUGAUCUUGAAGCUAUUUCUAUUGUUUACAAAUCUCUUUACGGUGAAUCAUUAAUCAAUCAAUUAAGGGAUUAUUUAACUGGAAAAUUUGAAGAGUUAGUGGUCGCAUUAAUAUCCAAAGACUAUGAGUUUUAUGCAAAAGAAAUACACCAUUCUCUUCGUGGAAAUAGUGAUGAUGAAAAUGUAUUAAUUGAUAUUUUAUUGACACAAGAAGAUGAAAAACUGAGAGCAUUGAAGCAGGCUUAUGCAAUUCAGUAUUUAACAUCUUUAGAGGAAGAAUUUGAAAAGCACACCACAGGAAAUUUCAGAAAAUUAAUAUUAAAACUUUUAGAAUGCAAAAGAGAUAAAUAUGAAGAAAUCAAUUAUUCUCAUGCAGAAAAUGAUGCAUGCAAGCUUUAUCAUGCAGUGAAUGCGCAGUAUGAAGAAGCCAACUAUGAUGAAUUUAUUGGCGUAAUGUCAUGUUUAAAUUGGCCUCAACUUCGACAAACUAUUAUGAAAUAUUAUACUCUAUUUGGAGAAAGUAUCGAGUCAGUUAUAAAGAAUAACUACAGUGGUGAUUUUGCACGGGCUCUUCUUGCAAUUGCUGAAUAUGCCAAGUCCAAAGAUAGCUUUAUCGCUCAACGUCUGUACCAAAGUCUCCAAGAUGACAUCGAUCAUCAUAGCUUGAUUCGUCUGAUAAUAAUCAGUAAAAAUAUAGGCCACAAUUACAUCAAGGAAGCUGUUCAAUUACGGCAACAUGUUUCAUUGAACCAUUUCAUUCUCGAAAGAACAAAUGGAAGCUAUCAAAAACUUCUUCUUGCUCUUUUUGCAGAGUAG
Cotesia congregata is the source of this 1043-nucleotide messenger RNA. The record is from the annotation of a GenBank genome assembly. Lineage: Eukaryota; Metazoa; Arthropoda; Insecta; Hymenoptera; Braconidae.